Paramecium tetraurelia is the source of this 501-nucleotide messenger RNA. RefSeq lists its product as uncharacterized. The transcript has 2 exons. Lineage: Eukaryota; Ciliophora; Oligohymenophorea; Peniculida; Parameciidae. The record is from RefSeq and is a predicted model, not a curated record.
AUGUUUUAUGGUAUAUAAUUAUCUGCAGGGGAAUCAUAAACUAUUCAGAAGAGAGAUGACCACAAUUAAUUUGUAUUAUCAUAAGCAGUUUUGGUUAAAGGAACCAACCUUAAUGUAUUAAUGAAUGGAAUAGUCAUAGCCUCAUUGAAUCAAAAAAUCUCCUAAAUGCCACUUAGAAUUAAGAUCACACCUGAAUAAUAACCAGCUAAGCUUGAAGCUAAAGGAAAUGGAUCUGUUCAUCUUUGUGGAUAUUACAUGCAAUUUGAAUUAGAAAAUGAAGAUGCUGAUUUACAAUCAGUGGCCCAAUUAUUAAAAUAAAGUAAUCUAGCCACUCAACCUCCAGUCCAAAAGGCACCUGCUAUUCCCAUUAAGAAAACUGAAACCUAACCAAAAUGGGAUGAAAUGGAUUGGGAAGAUGAAUAAUUCUAAAAGAGAGUUAAAUGAUAUAUAUUAAGAAUGUGUAAUAUUAAUAUGUGACACUUUAUACAUAAUUUACCCUAA